AUGGACCUAUAUCUCCGGUUUCGCUCAGGCAAUGUUGGUGAGUUUAGUGAGUCAACUCCAUCUGAGAUUCAGCCAAACUCUAGUCAACUCAAUGAUAAUGCAGCAAGAGAUGACUUCCAGACCCUUCCACCACAAGUUUAUGAGAAACCACCACAGAAGGUUGCUGUCAGGAGGUACGUCUUCAACGCCUCUAAACUUCACGCUCUCAAGGCGGAAGCAGCCAACGCAAGGGUACAACAACCUACCCGCGUGGAGGCUGUCAUGGCACUCCUUUGGAAAUGCGCUAUGGACGCUUCUAGAUCAAGAUUGGGAUUGGGAUUGGGAUCAACCAAUCCAAGGAGGCCAUCUAUAUUAGUCAUAUCAACAGAUAUGCGAGAAAGUCUUGUGCCGCCAUUACCAGAGAGUUCGCUUGGAAACAUAGGACGCCCAGUAGUAGUGCACGCCGAUGAUGAGAGUGAGAACGAAAUGAACUCGUCAAACUUGGCAAGUAGCAUAAGGGAAAGUAAGCUGGAACUAAGCAAAAAUUGUGGAGUGUCGGAGAUUUGUGGGUUGUUGAUGGCGUUGGGAAAGUUGCGGAUCAGAGGAGGUGAAGUGGAUAUGUAUACACAUACAAGUUGGAGUAGGAUGCCAUUGUAUGAAGCUGAUUUUGGGUGGGGAAAGCCAACUUGGGGGACGAUUGGUCAUAUAGAAGUGCCUAAUGUUGUUUUGUUGAGUCCUUCAAGAGAUGGUGAGGGGAUUGAACCUUGGGUUACCUUGAUUGAAGAAGACAUGGCAUUUUUUGAAUGUAACAAGGACUUGCUAGACUUUGCUACUAUAAAUCCUAGUCCUCUCACCUCUCUCAACUGA
This is a messenger RNA of Camellia sinensis, 846 nucleotides long. Lineage: Eukaryota; Viridiplantae; Streptophyta; Magnoliopsida; Ericales; Theaceae. The record is from RefSeq and is a predicted model, not a curated record.